Fonsecaea erecta is the source of this 1086-nucleotide messenger RNA. RefSeq lists its product as hypothetical. The coding region runs from base 1 to 1086 and encodes 361 amino acids. The transcript is spliced from 2 exons. NCBI's taxonomy places the organism in Eukaryota, Fungi, Ascomycota, Eurotiomycetes, Chaetothyriales, Herpotrichiellaceae. The record is from RefSeq and is a predicted model, not a curated record.
AUGUCCUCCGACAACUACUACCAGAACGCCGUCAGGAAACGGCCGUUCGAUGGCCGAUACAAUGUCACCUCCGUUAUCGUCACAUUGUCCAUCGGGCUGGCCUUCUGCAACUCACUUGAGAUGGCGCUUCUGAUCUUGACAACCUUCAAGAGAAAGGCAGGGUUAUACUUCUGGAGUUUGGCUCUCUGCAACUAUGGCGUCGUUUCGUAUACACUGGGCAUUACUCUGAGUUAUUUCAACCUCUGCGACUUCUGGCUGAGUGGACUGCUACUGGACUCGGGGUGGCUGUUAAUGAUUACCUGCCAAUCCCUUGUACUUUACUCGCGCUUGGGUCUGAUACUGGACAAUGUCACCAUUCUGAGAGCCGUGAAGUGGAUGAUUAUAAUCAACAGUGUGCUCAUCGAAGCGCCCACAGUAAUCCUGGACUGGGGGCACACAUAUUCACGCAAUCCAGAAUUUGCUCAAGCGUACUAUUACAUGGAGCACAUACAGAUGACGAUCAUUACGCUCCAAGAACUUAUCAUCUCCGGUCUCUAUGUGUGGAAGACCAUCAACCUGCUCAAAGUCAUCUCGAAAGAAAACACCCGAAGUAUGAUUUGGCAACUUCUGGCAAUCAAUAUUAUGAUUAUCUGCAUGGACACGGCGCUCGUCAUGUUACAGUACAAGCGCCUCCAGCUUUAUCAAGAGAGCAUCAAGGGCUUCGUCUACAGUGUCAAGUUGAAGCUCGAGUUGAAUAUCCUGUCUAAGCUAGUGGAUCUUGUUCAAGGAAGCCCAACGGAAAGAUCAAUGACUUUGGAUAUCAUUGACGCCAGCUCGAUCGCGGGGCAGACACAAGCAGCAGUGCGUCGGGAAUCAUGGGGUCCUGGCCAACUCUCCGCUUGGCCUUCAGCUGCUGAUAAAGACAUUGAGGAGCAUAUUGAGGACGUUCACUAUCCCAAAACGAUGAAUGCAUCCCUGCAUUCUAGGCCUCCUGAUGAUGUUGAUGACAUCACGCGUGUCCUUUCUCAGCAUUCCAGAUAUACUGCACGAACAGCGAGCAGGGAGUCUGACAUUUUGUACGCGGAGGCUCUCCGCUCCCUGAAGUAG